UAUUGAGCCGGGUAAUUGCUUUCCUCAUGGUGCUUGCCAUCCAUGCCACGAUUAAAUGCUAAAGAAUUGAGAUCUCAUAUAUAACCAAAAAUUUUCUUGGGUCAUUCUCAUUUCUACACUAGAAAAGAAAAAAGAAAGAAAGAACAGCUCCCGAGCAACCAGCGCCGCCCUAUUUGCCACAAAACCCUAGCGUACAUACUCCACAGACAUUGUCGUUUACUCUCGGCAUCCAUGGAUAUUGAGGCUGAGAUCCGUGCACUGCAGCUUGACUCUGCUGAAGAUAAUAAUGCCACGCUCAUUCCUGAAGAUGCAAAACCAGAAGAAGUUGAAAUGACAGAUAAGGUGGAGGAGGAAGGUAUGACGGAUGAGGUUGAUACUAAAUCUCAGCCAGUCCAGGCUGAGCCAAAAGUGAAAGACAAGGAAGUAGCUGAUAUGGAUUGUGCAGAAGUACCAGAUGAAAUGGAAUCACAAAAGAAGCGCCACUUGAAUGUGGUCUUUAUUGGUCAUGUUGAUGCUGGCAAGUCAACAACUGGAGGCCAGAUACUCUUCCUCAGUGGUCAGGUUGAUGACCGUACGAUCCAGAAGUAUGAGAAAGAAGCUAAGGAUAAAAGUAGAGAAAGCUGGUAUAUGGCAUAUAUUAUGGACACUAAUGAAGAGGAGAGGGUUAAGGGUAAAACUGUUGAAGUUGGAAGAGCACAGUUUGAGACUGAGACAACUAGAUUUACCAUUUUGGAUGCACCAGGUCACAAGAGUUAUGUCCCAAAUAUGAUCAGUGGGGCAUCUCAAGCUGAUAUUGGUGUGCUUGUGAUUUCUGCUCGUAAAGGGGAAUUUGAAACUGGAUAUGAGAGGGGUGGGCAGACCCGUGAACAUGUGCAGCUCGCAAAGACUUUGGGUGUGUCAAAGCUACUUGUAGUAGUUAAUAAGAUGGAUGAUCACACUGUCAACUGGUCUAAAGAAAGGUAUGAUGAAAUUGAAUCAAAGAUGGUACCUUUUCUCAGGUCAUCUGGCUACAAUGUGAAGAAAGAUGUCCAGUUCUUACCAAUAUCUGGUCUUGUUGGUACUAACAUGAAAACUAGAGUAGAUAAGAAUAUAUGUCCUUGGUGGAAUGGUCCCUGCCUAUUUGAGGCCCUCGAUUCUGUUGAAGUUCCUGUCAGAGAUCCAAAAGGUCCAUAUAGGAUGCCUAUAAUUGACAAAUUUAAAGACAUGGGAACUGUUGUUAUGGGAAAGGUAGAAUCUGGAAGCAUAUGUGAGGGUGAUUCCUUAUUAGUUAUGCCAAACAAGGCUCCAGUGAAAGUUUUAGCUGUAUACUGUGAUGAAGAUAAGGUUAGGCGUGCUGGACCUGGUGAAAAUCUACGGGUUAGGUUAUCUGGGAUUGAAGAGGAGGACAUAUCGUCAGGUUUUGUCUUGUCAAGUGUUGUAAAACCGAUACCUACGGUCACUGAAUUUACAGCGCAGCUGCAGAUCCUUGAAUUACUUGAGAAUGCUAUUUUUACAGCUGGCUAUAAGGCUGUCUUGCACAUUCAUUCUGUUGUUGAGGAAUGCGAGAUAGUUGAGCUACUACAGCAAAUUGAUCCAAAGACAAAGAAACCCAUGAAAAAGAAAGUUCUUUUUGUGAAGAAUGGUGCUGUUGUGGUUUGUCGUAUUCAGGUCAAUAGCCUGAUUUGCGUUGAGAAGUUCUCAGAUUUUCCUCAACUUGGGAGGUUCACUCUUCGCACUGAAGGGAAAACCAUUGCAGUGGGAAAAGUCACUGAUCUUCCUUCACGCAGUAGUGCUUAAAAAAUUUUGUUCUUAGAGGUAAGCAAAUUGCUGUGUAACUUAUCCUGUUGUGUUGCAGCACGGAAGAGUGGAGGGAUUGUUGCUUUAUCUAUUAUUGCAUUACAGAUGUAUUGAUGUAACAGUUGUCAAGAGAAGUUGAGAUGGUUAUUGUUGCUGCUCUCAUUGUGAUUUUGAUAUAUGGUAUGAACCAGUACACACCAACCCAUUGUUCAUUAGGGGUUAAAAAGAAUUGCGGUUAAUGGUGUUCAAUCAGUUUGAUCAAGCUUUGUUUGUUGGAUGGUUUUUGGUAGGCAAGUCUGUUUAAUGUCGAAUUUGUUGAAAAAAAUAAGCAUAUUUGUGUUUUUUUAACUCGCCAAGGUGAUUGAAAAAAAAAGAGGACUGGCUUCGUUUCAA
Gossypium raimondii (Peruvian cotton) is the source of this 2169-nucleotide messenger RNA. RefSeq lists its product as uncharacterized. Gene Ontology annotation, cellular component: translation release factor complex. Gene Ontology annotation, molecular function: GTPase activity; GTP binding; translation release factor activity. The coding region runs from base 232 to 1776 and encodes 514 amino acids. The transcript is spliced from 19 exons. Gene Ontology annotation, biological process: translation. The record is from RefSeq and is a predicted model, not a curated record. Lineage: Eukaryota; Viridiplantae; Streptophyta; Magnoliopsida; Malvales; Malvaceae.